AUGUCCACCAUUAAGAUCUGUACGUAGUUUUGCUUUUUCGGAGGUGCGCCUUCUACUAACCGUUUUGCCCUUGUUUAUCUUUAUUGCGUUCGCAUCUUGUACUUUAUUGCGCUCGCCUCAGCCUCAUCAGGAGCAGGGCCAGUUGGUACAAACAGCAAUACCAACUGGAAAAAUCGGAAUUCUCUGCAGUACAGCAAAGGGAAAAGUUAGUACCGCUACAACAUUGAUUUAUUUUCUAACAUAAUGGCAAACGAACAGAAGAGAAAAAGCUUCCACCAGCGAAAGCUAGUUGCGGAGCAAGAAGAGUACAAGAGGCGAGUGGAACGUCAACAGCCAAACUUUGUUCACGAAGAGGCGAAGUCACCGAAGGCAACGAUGACGGAAUCGAUGAAGCGGAAAAGAAAAAGCUACUUCUACCAACGAGAAGAUCAACAUGCAGAUGUCACAAUGCGAGCAGAGGAGCAAGAGGCUGACAGCAAGGAACAAAGGACGUCGGCUAUUGCAAUGCACCCAGAAAGUCAAGGACGGCCACAGUCCUCGCCCUCCUCCUCUAUCGCGAGGCCUUCCCGAUUUUCGACAGCCGUUUUGCCCAACGCAAAGCAGAGUCCAAUGGAAUCUCAGACUGAAUAUUUGUCAGAGCUGGUCGCUCGUGACGAUUUUGUUCCGCUCGCUAGCUACGACGAUGAAUCUUUACACGUAGACGAUGAAGUGUCCGACCAUGCUGAUGCAGCGACGAAAAAUCCUUCAUCGACGAAAAGUCCUUCAUUAAGAGUUGGCGGUGCGCCUGCUGCUGAGAAUGAUUCCGAUCCAUUUGAAGAAGACAUGUUUGGUUCACACAUCUUGAAAGUACGAAAUAGCAGUACCGGACGGGCGGGUGGAGAUACGAGCUUUCGCAGUACCGAACAAGAUCAGGUGAAUGAGCGGGGUCGUCGUCGUGGUAACUCGAUGACAGUGAGGGACAGCGCGAAUACUAAAAAGCCGAAAGGCAAAGUGUUAUGAAACCAUAAUUUUUUUGUUCGUAGCCUCGUAAUCGUAUUCAUUUUCAACGAUAAAGGGCGCUUUCUUUGUUUCUUUCUAGCAAACUACAAAGCAAGGCUAUCCCUAUCAUUGAGUAGCAUUCAACAAACAGGCCAAGCUCCUUCCUUAUAUAUUGAAAAUGAAGACGAAUACAUUUUCUCGUUGAUGAUCUCCUUGCUUCAUCGUUAACGAUGGCUAUGGCUAUGCUCGGACUACAUGGCGAGUCAAAAGAUGAAGAUAGUUCGUCUUCAACAUCGAAAUACGAAUAUGACGACCCACGGGAUGGCGCAGGCCCAUCUUCCGCCUCGCCGUCUAUCUUGCGGACCAGUAAGAGCGCGACUGUUAGCAAAGGUCGGAGUGUCUCGGCACGAACGGAAGGUCGUGAGCGGGGGGUUUCGGUCUCGUUUGCGCCCCCUUACAGAGGCAGUGCUAUCAAUGCGCCUCGAACUUCGUCUGGACCUGAGCCUGACGCGAAGAAGCCAGCACCAAAAAAGUUAUCCGAAUAUAUGGAAGAGCAGGGGCUCGAAUAUCUCACUGCCGCUUCGCAAGGCGGCGGCGGUAAGCAGAAACGAAAAAGUCAAGCACAAACAACUUCACAGCGGGAUGAAACCGGAGAUGGUCAAGGCGGCUCAACACGGUCAUCGAGCAAACAGGGGACGUCAAACAGAUUGUCACGUAGCGGGCAGCACGGCUUUCCCGGUGCGGUUACAGUGGACAGGAACGGGUCGAAUCGCUUCACCGACGCACUGCUACAGAAGCAUCCGAAGAACGUGAUGGACCCAUUCACGAAAGCACUGAAAAACGUAGAGACGCAGCUUCAGGGAAGGGUCCAGGAGAAUCACGACGCGACGCAUGACUACAAGCGACUGGCGCACCAGUCGCGGCUGAGUGAAUGGGAGCACGUUGACCGCAUUGCCGCGCACAGGGAGAGCGUUUCGCGGGCCAAGGACACACGGCUGGAACACCGGCAGAGUCCCGUGGAAGGUAGUCACAAGUCGGUGCGCCAGUCCAGUCUGCUUGAGAAAAUGACCGCUGCUGGAGUAAUCUCUUCAGGACAAGGAUCACAGGAUCAUGUGAAAAAUGAACAAGAUGGUGUUGAUGUAGUUGACUCACCGGCGGUCAAGCGACCUUCCUCACCGAAUGGUCGAAUCUCAGCUAGCAUUCCAGCCUCUGCUGUGGCGCGGUCUUCUAGUGCGGCCCGACGUAGCGCGCCGAUUUCGGCGGGAAACCCGGGCGACGCAAAGGCACUUCUCUACUAUCCUGGCGAGGGCGGGAAUGAUGCAGCCUAUCCAUCAGCAAGUCGCUGGAAUAUUAACGCGACAACUAGUACAAGUACGAGUAUGACAACAAAAAAAUCAUCUGCAUCUUCAACCACAGCCGCGUUUUUGCCGGGCGGCGCCAGCGCACAUACGUCAGGCAAUGCAGCCUUUUCCUUUCGAAUUGAACAAGCAUCUUUUUCUAGAAGACCUGAUACUGAAGGACGUGAGCCGUUGGCUGCCUCCAACAAUGGCAAUGGAGAAGUAGUUUACCAACUUUCUACAGGGAAACACCCUAACGAAGAAGUAGAGUCGCGACAAGGUGGGGCUGUUUCGAGUUCCACGAAAACGCACCGAGUGCCGCGUCGUCGUACUCGCGCUGAACCGCAGACGUUGAGCACGUCUUAG
Molecule: messenger RNA, 2681 nt
Organism: Amoebophrya sp. A25
Lineage: Eukaryota; Dinophyceae; Syndiniales; Amoebophryaceae
Source: the annotation of a GenBank genome assembly